CUCCGUGACUACCAUCACUGCUCUUCUCUUCUCGGUGAGCUCAAAACACAACAACACUCACUCACUAGGGCUUCUGUUUUGCUCUCUCUACCUCCACGCAAACCGCAUUGUAGCCGGCGGUGACUCAGUCAUUCUGCCGGAGAAUGUCGUCGGAGCCGCAGCCACCGCCGCAGAGGCGGAUAACGCGGACGCAGACGACAGGGAACCUCGGAGAGGCGAUAUUCGACAGUGAGGUUGUGCCUUCCUCUCUCGUCGAGAUUGCGCCCAUUCUCCGCGUGGCUAAUGAGGUUGAGAAGACGCAUCCAAGAGUUGCUUAUCUCUGUCGGUUCUACGCGUUCGAGAAAGCUCAUAAGCUCGACCCGACUUCCAGUGGUCGCGGUGUUCGGCAAUUUAAGACCGCGCUUCUUCAACGUCUUGAAAGAGAAAAUGAUCCAACAUUGAAAGGAAGGGUAAAGAAGAGUGAUGCUCGUGAGAUGCAGAGUUUUUAUCAGCAUUACUACAAAAAAUAUAUUCAAGCUUUGCAAAAUGCUGCUGAUAAAGCUGAUCGUGCACAGCUUACCAAGGCAUAUCAGACUGCUAAUGUUCUUUUUGAGGUUUUGAAGGCUGUUAACUUGACACAGUCUAUGGAAGUUGACCGUGAGAUUUUAGAGACUCAAGAUAAGGUUGCUGAGAAGACUGAGAUCUUAGUUCCUUAUAAUAUUCUUCCUCUUGAUCCUGAUAGUGCAAACCAGGCAAUAAUGAGAUUUCCUGAGAUUCAAGCGGCUGUAUUUGCUCUGCGUAACACUAGAGGCCUUGCUUGGCCUAAGGACUACAAGAAAAAAAAAGAUGAAGACAUCCUGGAUUGGCUUGGGGCAAUGUUUGGGUUUCAGAAGCACAAUGUGGUAAAUCAGAGAGAGCAUUUGAUCUUACUGCUUGCAAAUGUGCACAUUAGACAAUUUCCCAAGCCGGAUCAACAGCCAAAGUUGGAUGAACGUGCACUGACAGAAGUGAUGAAGAAACUUUUCAAGAAUUACAAAAAAUGGUGCAAGUAUUUGGGUCGGAAGAGUAGCCUUUGGUUGCCAACCAUACAACAAGAAGUGCAGCAGCGUAAAUUACUAUACAUGGGUCUAUAUCUUCUAAUAUGGGGUGAAGCUGCUAACAUAAGAUUCAUGCCAGAAUGCCUGUGCUAUAUUUAUCACCAUAUGGCUUUUGAAUUGUAUGGUAUGCUUGCUGGUAAUGUUAGUCCAAUGACGGGAGAGAAUGUCAAACCCGCCUAUGGAGGUGAAGAGGAGGCCUUCCUAAGGAAAGUUGUAACUCCUAUAUAUAAUGUGAUUGCUAAGGAAGCUGAACGAAGCAAAAAGGGGAGGUCAAAGCAUUCAGAAUGGAGGAACUAUGAUGAUUUAGAUGAAUAUUUCUGGUCAGCUGAUUGUUUUCGGCUUGGUUGGCCAAUGCGUGCAGAUGCUGAUUUCUUUUGCCUGCCAGUUGAGCAGCUAAAUUUUGAUAAAUCUAACGAUAACAAGCCAGCUAACAGGGACAAAUGGGUUGGAAAGGUCAAUUUUGUUGAGAUCAGGUCAUUUUGGCAUAUUUUUCGAAGUUUUGAUCGCAUGUGGGGUUUUUUCAUUCUGUGCUUACAGGCAAUGAUUAUUGUUGCUUGGAAUGGAUCUGGGGAUCCAGGUGCAAUCUUUUAUGGUGAUGUUUUCAAGAAGGUGCUUAGCGUAUUUAUAACAGCGGCUAUAUUAAAGCUUGGGCAAGCUAUUCUGGAUGUGAUCCUCAGUUGGAAAGCACAACGGAGUAUGUCAAUGCAUGUUAAGUUAAGAUACAUUCUGAAAGUUGUUUCAGCUGCAGCAUGGGUGAUUGUUCUAUCAGUUACUUUUGCAUAUACUUGGGACAAUCCUCCUGGCUUUGCUCAAACCAUCCAAAGUUGGUUUGGAAGCAAUUCAAGUUCGCCUUCAAUGUUUAUUAUGGCUGUUAUUGUAUACCUGUCACCAAAUAUGCUAGCUGCCGUGUUGUUUCUCUUCCCACUCAUCCGUCGUUUUCUUGAGAGGUCGAACUAUAGGAUUGUGAUGCUAAUGAUGUGGUGGUCACAGCCUCGCCUUUACAUUGGUAGGGGGAUGCAUGAGAGCGCAUUUUCCCUUUUCAAGUACACAAUGUUUUGGGUUCUCCUUAUAAUUACAAAGUUAGCAUUCAGUUACUAUAUAGAGAUAAAACCUUUGGUGGGACCUACAAAAGCUAUCAUGAGUGUAAAAAUCUCAACUUUCCAGUGGCAUGAAUUCUUUCCCCAUGCUCGAAAUAAUCUUGGUGUUGUAGUUGCACUUUGGGCUCCGAUUAUUCUGGUAUAUUUCAUGGAUACCCAGAUUUGGUAUGCCAUAUUCUCUACUUUAUUUGGUGGUAUUUAUGGGGCAUUCCGUCGCCUUGGUGAGAUAAGGACCCUAGGAAUGCUUAGAUCUCGUUUUGAAUCAUUACCUGGUGCCUUUAAUGCCUGUUUGAUCCCAGAAGAAACGAGUGAGCCAAGGAAAAAAGGAUUCAAAGCCACUUUGUCUCGUAGAUUUGAUCAGAUCCCAUCUAACAAAGGAAAAGAAGCUGCAAGAUUUGCUCAACUGUGGAACCAAAUAAUCACUAGUUUUAGAGAGGAAGAUCUGAUCAGUGAUAGGGAAAUGAACCUUUUGCUUGUCCCUUAUUGGGCUGAUCGUGAGCUGGACAUGAUACAGUGGCCACCAUUUCUACUUGCUAGCAAGAUUCCAAUUGCAUUGGAUAUGGCUAAGGAUAGCAACGGAAAGGAUAGAGAUCUGAAAAAAAGAAUUGAGGCUGACAGCUAUAUGUCUUGUGCUGUUCGGGAAUGCUAUGCUUCAUUUAAAAGCAUUGUUAAGUACUUGGUUCAAGGGGAUCGCGAGAAACAGGUUAUAGAAUACAUUUUCUCUGAGGUAGACAAUCAUAUUGAAGCUGGUGACCUAAUAAGUGAAUUCAGGCUGAGUGCACUUCCUAGCCUCUAUGAGCAAUUUGUUGAGCUAAUCAAAUAUUUGUUAGACAAUAAGCCUGAAUACAGGGACCAAGUUGUGAUUCUGUUCCAAGACAUGCUGGAGGUGGUGACAAGAGAUAUAAUGAUGGAGGAUCAUAUAUUCAGCUUGGUAGAUUCUAUCCAUGGUGGACCUGGGCAUGAUGGGAUGCUUCUUCUUGAGCAACAGCACCAGUUAUUUGCAUCUGAAGGGGCUAUCAGGUUUCCGAUUGAACCAGUCACAGAAGCUUGGACGGAGAAGAUAAAACGGCUUUACUUGCUGCUUACUACAAAAGAAUCAGCAAUGGAUGUACCAUCUAACUUGGAAGCCAAAAGGCGCAUUUCUUUUUUCUCAAAUUCACUGUUUAUGGAUAUGCCUACAGCACCCAAAGUUCGCAAUAUGCUUUCAUUUUCGGUUUUAACACCAUACUACACAGAAGAGGUUCUAUUUUCCUUGCGCGAGCUGGAAUCACCCAAUGAAGAUGGUGUUUCAAUACUCUUCUACUUGCAGAAGAUCUUUCCAGAUGAAUGGAACAACUUUCUUCAGCGAGUAAAUUGUUUGAGUGAGGAGGAACUUAAAGGGAAUGAAUCUGACGAGUUAGAAGAAGAACUUCGUCAGUGGGCAUCAUACCGCGGCCAAACUUUGACCCGAACUGUGAGAGGAAUGAUGUACUACAGAAAAGCUUUGGAGCUCCAGGCUUUUCUUGAUAUGGCCAAAGAUGAAGAUUUGAUGGAAGGCUACAAAGCCAUAGAAAAUUCAGACGAUAACUCAAGGGGUGAAAGGUCAUUGUGGUCACAAUGUCAAGCAGUAGCUGAUAUGAAAUUCUCAUAUGUGGUGUCAUGCCAGCAAUAUGGGAUUGACAAGCGAUCUGGCGCUGCUCGUGCACAAGACAUACUGAGGCUUAUGACAAGAUAUCCUUCACUUCGAGUUGCCUAUAUUGAUGAGGUAGAGGAACCUAGCAAAGAGAGGCCGAAAAAAAUCAACAAGGUUUAUUACUCUUGCUUGGUGAAGGCUGUGCCAAAAUCCAGUAGUCCUUCUGAGACAGAGCCUACACAAUAUUUGGACCAAGUCAUAUAUAAAAUAAAGCUUCCUGGGCCAGCUAUAUUGGGUGAGGGUAAACCUGAGAAUCAGAACCAUGCUAUUAUUUUCACACGUGGAGAAGGCUUGCAAACAAUAGAUAUGAAUCAGGAUAACUACAUGGAAGAAGCUUUAAAAAUGAGAAAUUUGUUGCAAGAAUUUCUGAAGAAGCAUGACGGUGUGAGAUUCCCCAGUAUUCUUGGACUUAGGGAGCAUAUAUUCACUGGAAGUGUUUCUUCUCUUGCAUGGUUUAUGUCUAAUCAAGAGACAAGUUUUGUGACAAUUGGUCAGAGAUUGUUGGCUAAUCCACUGAGAGUUCGCUUCCACUAUGGUCACCCUGAUGUUUUUGAUCGGCUUUUUCACCUCACAAGAGGGGGUGUCAGCAAAGCCUCCAAGGUUAUAAACUUGAGCGAAGAUAUCUUUGCUGGCUUCAACUCUACACUUCGUGAAGGAAAUGUUACUCAUCAUGAGUACAUACAAGUUGGGAAAGGGAGAGAUGUGGGUCUCAACCAGAUUUCUAUGUUUGAAGCAAAGAUAGCUAAUGGCAACGGAGAGCAAACACUGAGUCGAGAUGUGUACCGACUUGGGCACCGUUUUGACUUCUUCAGAAUGUUGUCCUGUUAUUUCACCACAAUUGGGUUUUACUUCAGUACACUUGUAACUGUUCUGACUGUAUAUGUAUUCCUCUAUGGUCGCCUUUAUCUCGUCCUUAGUGGGCUUGAAGAAGGUUUGAGUACACAAAAAGCCAUUCGAGACAAUAAGCCUCUUCAAGUGGCUCUUGCCUCUCAGUCCUUUGUUCAAAUUGGGUUUUUGAUGGCUUUGCCUAUGUUGAUGGAAAUUGGCUUGGAAAGGGGUUUCCGAACUGCACUUAGUGAGUUCAUAUUAAUGCAGUUGCAGCUUGCACCAGUUUUCUUCACAUUUUCACUUGGGACAAAGACUCAUUAUUAUGGUAGGACAUUGCUUCAUGGAGGUGCAAAAUAUAGAGCUACGGGUCGGGGGUUUGUGGUUUUCCAUGCUAAAUUUGCUGACAACUAUAGACUAUACUCCCGUAGCCACUUUGUCAAGGGUAUUGAGCUCAUGGUUUUGCUUAUUGUAUACCAAAUUUUUGGUCAUACUUAUAGAAGUGGGGUUGCAUAUCUUUUGAUUACAAUAUCGAUGUGGUUUAUGGUUGGGACCUGGCUUUAUGCUCCCUUCUUGUUCAAUCCUUCUGGGUUUGAGUGGCAAAAGAUUGUUGAUGAUUGGACCGAUUGGAAUAAAUGGAUUAGCGUCCGAGGUGGUAUAGGUGUACCAUCUGAAAAAAGUUGGGAAUCCUGGUGGGAAGAGGAACAAGAGCAUCUCCAAUAUUCAGGAAUGCGCGGAAUCAUAGCUGAGAUAUUGUUAUCUUUGCGGUUUUUUAUCUAUCAGUAUGGUCUUGUUUAUCACUUGAACUUUACGAAAAAAACACAAAAAAGUUUUCUGAUCUAUGGCAUAUCAUGGUUGGUGAUCUUUCUAAUACUAUUUGUAAUGAAGACGGUGUCUGUUGGGAGACGAAAAUUCAGUGCAGAUUUUCAACUUGUCUUCCGGUUAAUCAAGGGAAUGAUAUUCGUGGCUUUUGUCUCGAUUCUAGUCACCAUGAUUGCCCUUCCUCACAUGACAAUGCAGGACAUAAUUGUUUGCAUUCUUGCGUUCAUGCCUACUGGUUGGGGGAUGCUACAGAUUGCACAAGCAUUAAAGCCUCUAGUACGCCGAGCUGGAUUUUGGGGAUCAGUAAAAACUCUGGCCCGUGGUUAUGAGGUUGUGAUGGGUUUGCUUUUGUUCACUCCAGUUGCCUUCCUGGCUUGGUUUCCUUUUGUUUCAGAAUUUCAGACCCGCAUGCUGUUCAACCAAGCUUUCAGCCGAGGUUUGCAAAUUUCUCGUAUCCUUGGAGGCCAAAGGAAGGGACGCUCUUCUCGCAACAAGGAAUAGUUUGUCUCCACACCAAAACAUAUGCACUUGAAUCUCAUUUCCUUUGUUUGCUGUAAUAGCUAGAGCUAUGUUUAUGUUAUAGUUGUAAGUAGUAGUUGUAACUUAGAAUUGGAUAGAUGCAUAACUAUAUGGCCAUUGUUAGUCAGAGCUAGAGAGAGCUAGGCUUUAAUUUUUGUUAGUCAUUGCGAUCGUCAAUGACUGCAAUUUUUAUUCAAUUAAAAUAUGGCCAUACCGAAAAGCCAAACCCGCAGAUACGAAUGCAACUAAUUGUCCCAUCUGUAAAGUUGUUUUUCACCCUUUUUAA
Lotus japonicus is the source of this 6297-nucleotide messenger RNA. RefSeq names its product callose synthase 3. The transcript is spliced from 42 exons. Bases 144 to 5993 code for a protein of 1949 amino acids. Gene Ontology annotation, molecular function: 1,3-beta-D-glucan synthase activity. Lineage: Eukaryota; Viridiplantae; Streptophyta; Magnoliopsida; Fabales; Fabaceae. Gene Ontology annotation, biological process: (1->3)-beta-D-glucan biosynthetic process. The record is from RefSeq and is a predicted model, not a curated record. Gene Ontology annotation, cellular component: plasma membrane; 1,3-beta-D-glucan synthase complex.